AUGUACCAGGCGUUGUUGGUUUUGUCUCUGAUAUGCUUUUCGUCGGCUAAUUUUGUUAAGCUGCGAAGCAACGCUGGUAUGUUUUAUGAUACUAUGGCUGGAGUUCCACGUUCAGAUGAAGAGUUCUGGUUGCGUUUGGAUAUUAACCAAGGUCUCUCUUGGACUCUGGAUAGUAGCUACUACUCCUGUAAUGGCUCAAAUGUUUCGUCUUCCCUGUGUUUCAAUUCUGCUCAAAACGUUUACGAUGCUUCCAAUAGUCCAACUGCAGAUUUCGUUGAUGUCUACGCAAACACAACUGUAAACAAUACAGAUGAGGCAUCGGCCGAGAGAGUAAAUCUUACAAACAACUUAUUUGCUGAUGGCGUUUAUAUGGAAGACAAUUUUUACGUCACAUUGAAUAAUGGAGCAAGAAUGACUGCUACAGAUCUGAAAUUUUUGAAUGCCCACAAUAGUAGCGCCGCUGUGGGGUCUUUGGCGUUGGGGAGUUACACCUCACAGGACGUGCCAACUUUCUUACAAAGACUCCAAAGCGGUGGUCUUAUUGAAUCCAACUCGUUUUCAUUGGCAUUAAACGAAAUCGAUUCUUCAUAUGGAGAGCUCUAUUUGGGGACAAUAAACUCUACCAAGUAUGUCGAGCCUCUGGUAGAAUUCGAUUUUAUUCCGGUGUCAGAUCCCAAUGGAGUUUUUGGAUUCGAUUGGGAAGAUACAUUCCCUACAGUUCCGAUCAGCGGAUUAAGCAUGUCUUCGAAUGACAAACAGAGAACUGUCUUUUUCCCCAAUGAGUGGAACAACACGGUCUUAACGGGAACAUACCCACUUCCAAUGAUGUUAGAUUCAAGAAACAUCUUUAUCCAUCUUCCAUUCUCUUCAAUCAUACAUAUAGCAGUGCAGCUUAAUGCACUGUAUCUUGAUACACUUCAUAAAUGGGCCGUGAACUGUUCUGUUGGUCAACUGGACGCAACUUUAAACUUUCACAUGGGUAACCUUACCGUUCAUGCUCCUAUCAAGGAGUUGAUUUAUCCAGCAUACCAAGGAGACAAAAGGCUGAGCUUUGCUAAUGGAGAAGAUGUUUGUAUUCUUGCCAUGGCUCCUGAUGUUUACAUUGGUUAUCCACUGCUAGGAACCCCCUUUUUAAGGAAUGCAGUGGUUGCCGUUAAUCAUGAUUCAAAAAAGGUCGCCGUUGCCAAUCUUAAUAGAGAUAGCAUUCCUCCCGCUUCGAACGUUUCUGUUUCGGAAUCAAUGGGAGUUUAUGUUCCUCCACCUGUUUCAACUUCAAGAACAUCGGAGAGACCGUCCACACUAGAUGAGACUAGUACAGCCAAUUUUGACAAAAGGGAAGAGUCUGCAAUAUCAUCAAGUUCAGUCACUAACAGCUCGUCUAGAAAUUCUUCAACCAUAACUUCUUCAGGAACUCAAACCGAGCAAACAUCAGGCAUAGCUACCAUCGAAACAGAUAGCAUACCAGGAGCUCUAGGGAAUAAUUUAACUGAUUAUUCAACGCUGACUCUAACAAUAUACACCAAUUCCGAAGUGGACGAACUCAAUCCUAACAUAGCAACAGCAUUCAUUUCCAAUGGUUCUAUUUAUUCAGAGCCUUACCCCUUUUCCGGAACUGCAGUUGCUGAAUCAUUCAGUGCAUCACCUUCACAGGCUGAAGGAUCGAACUCAUCGUCCUCAGGAUCUUCUUUAGUUUUGUGUUUCUUUACAUCAUUGGCCAGUCUGUUGACUGUGAGCUGUCUACUACUGUAA
Messenger RNA from Komagataella phaffii GS115, 1749 nucleotides. RefSeq names its product Putative GPI-anchored aspartic protease. Bases 1 to 1749 code for a protein of 582 amino acids. NCBI's taxonomy places the organism in Eukaryota, Fungi, Ascomycota, Pichiomycetes, Pichiales, Pichiaceae. The record is from RefSeq and is a predicted model, not a curated record. The transcript has a single exon.